Musa acuminata AAA Group (dessert banana) is the source of this 2123-nucleotide messenger RNA. RefSeq names its product SPX domain-containing membrane protein OsI_21475-like. The transcript is spliced from 10 exons. Gene Ontology annotation, cellular component: membrane. The record is from RefSeq and is a predicted model, not a curated record. Lineage: Eukaryota; Viridiplantae; Streptophyta; Magnoliopsida; Zingiberales; Musaceae. Gene Ontology annotation, molecular function: transmembrane transporter activity. Gene Ontology annotation, biological process: transmembrane transport. Bases 1 to 2094 code for a protein of 697 amino acids.
AUGGUUAAUUUUGGGAAGAAAUUGAUGGCUAAUCAAGUUCAAGAGUGGGAAAGAUAUUAUAUUAAUUAUAAUUUGAUGAAGAAAAUGGUUGAGCAGUUUGUUCAACAAAUGCAGCAAGGUAGAAAAGAUCGUCACCAUGUUCUAAAAGAAUUUUCAAAGAUGCUAGAUGACCAAAUUGAGAAGACUGUCCUCUUUUUUCUGGAACAACAAGGGAUUCUUGCAUGUAGGAUUCAAGAGUUGGACGAGCAGCAGACAAAACUUCUUGAGCAUCCAGAUAUAUCUGAGAUAUCUGAACUACGUGAAGCAUAUGCAGCAGCUGGACAUGAUCUUCUAAGACUUCUCAGAUUCCUAGAUUUGAAUGCUACUGGUAUUCGUAAAAUACUGAAGAAAUUUGAUAAAUGCUUUGGCUACAAAUUCACAGAUUAUUAUUUAAGUACUAGAUCAAAUCAUCCUUAUUCUCAGUUGCAGCAAGUCUUCAAGCAUGUGGGAAUAGCAGCUGUUGUGGGAGCAUUGUCUCGCAAACUUGCAGAUCUUCAGGAGCAUCAGGGAAGCUAUCUGUCCAUUUAUGAUCAGCCUUCAACAACUCUGACGGAUCCUGUGAUUCAUCUAAUACAUGCAUCAGUACACAAGCUAACCCAUUCCACGAAUUUCCUUCAAUAUCUGGGUCAACAUGCACUUAUUGUUCAAGAAGAUGCAUCUAGUUCAGAGGAGGACCAAGUUGAUGAUAAAAGAUAUAAUUUUACGUCUCUUCUCUUGAACUUGGCUAACACCUACCUUUAUAUGGUUAAUACUUAUAUCAUUGUACCAACUGCUGAUCACUACUCAAUGCACCUUGGAGCUGCUGCAACAGUUUGUGGGGUUAUUAUUGGUUCUAUGGCUGUUGCACAAGUGUUCUCUUCAGUUUAUUUUAGUGCAUGGUCUAAUAGGUCAUACUUCAAACCUCUUGUAUUUAGCAGCAUUGUGCUCUUUUUGGGCAAUACUCUAUAUGCAUUGGCUUAUGAUCUGGACUCCCUAACAAUUCUUCUCAUCGGCCGUCUCUUGUGUGGGAUGGGUUCUGUGAGGGCUGUUAAUCGUCGAUACAUUAGCGAUUGUGUUCCUCUUAAAAUCCGCAUGCAGGCUUCUGCAGGUUUUGUCAGUGCAAGUGCUCUUGGGAUGGCAUGCGGUCCUGCUCUUGCUGGCUUGCUUCAAACUAAUUUCAAAAUAUAUGCGCUAACAAUUAAUCAAGAUACUUUAUCUGGUUGGGUUAUGUCAUUUGCUUGGUUAGCAUACUUGAUUUGUUUGUGGAUUUCAUUCAAAGAGCCAAUUCAUGACAACAAAGUAAAACAUUUGUCUCCAGAUGUGGAUGCUGGAAGCAUGGAGGUUGAAGCAUUAGAAAGUGGCCUUGUUCAUCCUUUGCUACAAAGUUGUGAGCAUAAGCAACAUGAAGAUGGAGAUGAAGAAUGUAAUGAUAGGGAAGAAGCUUCAGAAGACUCUCACAAACCUGCAACUUCAGUUGCUUCGGCAUAUAGAUUGCUUACUCCAUCAGCAAAGGUCCUGUUGUUGAUAUAUUUCAUGCUCAAAUAUGUGAUAGAGAUACUAAUCUCGGAGUCAAGUGUCAUAACUAGUUACUACUUUGGGUGGUCUACAAGUUCAGUUGCAGCAUUUCUUGCAAUCCUGGGGCUUACUGUUCUUCCGGUUAAUGCCAUUGUUGGAUCUUAUAUAAGUAACAUGUUUGAAGACAGGCAGAUCUUGUUAGGGUCUGAAAUUUUGGUUUUCUUAGGAGUAAUAAUGAGCUUCCAAUUCACAAACUCUUACGUAGUGCCACAAUAUGUUUGCUCAGCAUUGAUUACAUUUGUGGCUGCUGAAGUUCUCGAAGGUGUCAAUCUAUCCCUCCUCUCUCGAGUUAUGUCAUCCCGGCUUGCUCGUGGAACAUACAAUGGCGGGUUGCUGUCCACAGAAGCGGGAACUUUAGCACGAGUGGUAGCCGAUGGAACGAUCACACUCGCAGGCUAUUUGGGCGAAAGCAAACUCCUCAACGUCACCUUAUUCCCUUCUCUAUUCAUCUGUAUAGUAUCCAUCCUUUGUACUUUCGUUACCUACAACUCACUUUUCUAAUAUUCUAAUAUGUAAGACUUUGACCUCCA